AUGGCUUUGCGGUGCUCGGCAGCGUGGCAGCGGCCAUCCCCAGAGAAGCUGGGUUUCGCCUUGCUUCCUCCGCCCCCGGCUCUUACAGAGUGUUUGUUUAGCCGGGAAGGCAUGGAGAGCAGCUUCGUGUUUUAUGUCUUUGGAGGCAUUUUGGACUCGCUGGAAGCGUCUCGCUUCUUCCUCUGGUUUCGUGGAAUCUGGCGCAUCCCCGUGGAUGAGAUCGACCGCCCGGGCAGUUUUGCAUCUCAUAUGAACCGACUGAAUGUGCUGUCACAGCUGAAGGAUUACACCACCUUGCUCAAAGUCUCAUCUAUGCUGCAGAGGACCCCUGAUCAGGGAAAGAAGUACUUGCGUGAUGCAGAUCGUCAAGUUCUGGCCCAACAAGCCUUUGUGCUUACAGUGAAAGUGCUGGAGGACACUCUGAACGAUCUGACGCAGGUUUCAGAAGAUCAGAAUUCCAAGUCUUCUAACCUUGCUUCAGGAAGGAUGACCACGGACGUCUCUAAUAAAACUAGCGCUGAAGAGGGGAAGGAUGUCCUUCCCAAAAAGCCAGUUUUAUCAGAUGGAGUAGUACAUAGUACUGAAAAUGGAGUAAAGGAAGUGACCCAGGGACAAAUUCCCAAUGCUAUGGACAUAUUGGAACAAGAGGACAAGAAUGACAAGGAAAUUAAGGAGCUCCCUAGGCCUGGUUCAGUUGAGCCUAUGGAUCUUGAUGGAUAUUCCAAUGACCCUGAAAAAAUUGAUUCUUCAUGUAAACGCAGCGAGCCAGAGCGACUUCAGCCUGGCAGGAACUCAAAGGAGAGAGCUCCAGAGAGCCGGACUCCAGAACUUUCUUUGGAAGAGCUAAGUAUCAGCUCAAAACAUCAGCAGCAGGCAGCUAAAGGAGUAGUUCAAGCAAUACCUGCAGAAGAACCUGUCCAGAGAUCAAGCAGGAAGAGGAAAUUACUUGAGGACGUGGAGUCUGGGAAAACACUUCUACUCGAUGCUUAUCGGGUAUGGCAGCAAGGUCAGAAGGUCAUGGCCUAUGACCUGGGCAAAAUUGAGAAGAUCAUGUCCGAAACAUAUAUGCUGAUUAAACAGGUGGAUGAAGAAGCAGCACUUGAACAGGCAGUCAAGUUUUGCCAGGUGCAUAUGGGAGCAUCGGCACAGAAACAGUCCACAGGAGAAACACCCACAACCCCAAAGCAUACAAAGGACAACAGAGAGAGCUUCUUCCCAGUGACACCAGCCACACUGCAUCCUACCCCAGUGAAUCCAGACACUGUAUCACCUGAAAAUCUCCUGAGACUGAACGAUCUGCACUCCAAAUCCAAACAAGCCUCUUCCUCUUCAUCCUCCUCCUCCUCAGCAUCUUCAGUACCUCCAUCCCAGGAGUCACACAGGGACACUGACCAUCUCCGGAGUCAAAAUGCAGAGACUGCUCCCAGCAUGAGUGAUCUCGCACGUGAGGAAGAAGAGCUUGAAGUGCCUUUGGAGGGGCUUGGAUUUCAGCAGCAGGAGUCACGGCUUUGUCAGCAGAUGAAAAUGGCUACUGUUGCACCGUCGCCAGAGCCUGUGUGCUGGCAAGUGGAAUCGGUGACCAGCACAAAUUCGGGGCAUGUUUGUACCCAAGCCUCCAGUUCCAAGCCUGAACUCAGCUCCAGUUCACAGACUUUGGGAAGUCAGCAGAACAAGACAGAUGGCACCCGAGUAAAAACUCGCAUUCUGCCCAACAUGCCAAAGCUUUUCAUACCUUCAUCUGUCACCAAAUUUCCACCUGAGAUCACUGUCACUCCACCCACUCCCACCCUCCUUUCUCCAAAGGGCAGCAUUUCAGAAGAGACCAAGCAAAAAUUAAAGUCUGCUAUUUUGUCUGCUCAGUCUGCAGCGAAUGUAAAGAAGGAGAGCCUUUGUCAGCCAGCUUUGGAAAUCUUAGAGACCUCAAGCCAGGAGUCCUCACUGGAAAGUGAUACUGAUGAAGAUGAUGACUACAUGGACAUAUGAAUGAAUUCUGGCCAUCAUCAACACCAACCACAUCACCAUUCUUCCUGUUGCCAGCAUCUCUGGCAGUCGAAACAUCUUCGUUGGCAUUGCUCUCCAUUUAAUCUGCAUCAUUGUGUUCUUCACUUUCAUUACCUUUGUUAUCACCACUACCACGUGUAUUGCCUUCAAAACCUUCGCCAUUCUCCCCAUCGUGGUGCUUGACGGAAAGAAUGGUUGUUUACCAGGCAGUUAAUUAAUUUGGACCACGCUGUCACCUUUAACUUCAGUAAACGCAAGGAUGUUUUGAGCUGCAAUUCACAUCUCUGCUGUUCCUGCUUCUUCAAACCAGAGCCUUGGGGGUCACUCCAGUAGCUCUUUUUUACCGGAUUUUCUUCCUUUUAGUUGUCGUUCUGCAUUUGCCCUGCUCGUUAAGUUUUUCUCCCAAUAAUUCAACAACCUAGUGUCUGUCUAGCCAUGCCACAAUUAGUCCAGCAGCUCAUUUUAAGUAAAAAUUUGCUGAGCUGCUAGAGGUUUUAAUUGCAUGAAGUAAGUCUGUGGCGUUUGUUGUGGGGCGAGAAGGGUGAGCUGAGAGUCUGUUGGCUCCUUGGGGCUGCUGGGUGCUUUUUUGGAGUUUAACUCGGUGACAACAGGCAAAGCACCAGCUUUUCCAGGCAGGCAGAGAGGUUGGCCUCCUGUUUGUGCUCAUUUCACACCAAUGUAUGAGGUCCAGCAAAUACAAUCUACCUGAAUGUUGGCUCAAAGAACUGAUCUUUCCAGAAUUGUCUUACAGUCCUUUCUCUUCUAAUGCCUUGGACAAGCAUUUUGAACUGGGGGCUAGAUGAUAUUUUUAUGGCGGUAUUGAAAAAACUUAAAAGAUUUCAAUACCAUUUCAGUAAUGUCUGUUUUUUACAGAAUGACACGAAAAGGUAUUUUUUAUCUAUCUGCAGAAGGACUGCUCACAGUUAUUUAUAUGAGAAAAUAAUGGUAACAAAGUUCCUUUUUUUUUUUCUACUAAAUGUUAACUUUGUAAAAUAAUGAAUGCAAACCAUGCAAAAAAAACCCCGUCACACUAUAUAUACACAUGCGUGCGCCCACACACAUAUAUAUAUGUGGAUGUACAUAUAUAUAUGUAUGUAUAUGAAAAAAGAAAAUGCAUACAGCUCGCAACAUUGGAUUUCCUUGUGUUUGGGGGAGGUGGUUUUCUGUAAAAUGCGGAGCUUUGUAUAAACUUUUGUUUUUUUCUAAUAAAGUUGAAAUG
This is a messenger RNA of Eurypyga helias (sunbittern), 3220 nucleotides long. RefSeq names its product calcineurin-binding protein cabin-1-like. Gene Ontology annotation, cellular component: nucleus. Lineage: Eukaryota; Metazoa; Chordata; Aves; Eurypygiformes; Eurypygidae. The coding region runs from base 1 to 1983 and encodes 660 amino acids. The record is from RefSeq and is a predicted model, not a curated record. The transcript has 10 exons. Gene Ontology annotation, molecular function: nucleosome binding. Gene Ontology annotation, biological process: chromatin organization.